AUGAAAGACACCCACACCACCUCAAUCAAGAUGCUCACACAAUCCUCUCGCCCAUACCCAGGCUCCCCCCGUACCAAUCUUUCCACUUUAGCUGGGCCAAAAUUCUUCCCGCAGGACGCCCUGCAGAUAGACGACGAUAUGGACCUUAACAAUAGAGAACAUACCGUCACCCCUCCACCCCUCCACACCUCAUCCCCAACAUCACCUGUCACCCCUACCCCUCUCGCGAGGACCACGCACACCCAACCCCUUCUCACAGACCUACCCGCCACACAGGAGACCCAGGUCACUGCACCCAAGAACACCCUCUCCCCCAUUGACAGCGACCUUGCAAACUCCAUCCACGCACCCCGAGAGAAUGCAGAUGACCACCAAAUGAGCGCUCCCACCCCCCCAACAACCCAGCACCUCCCAGACGAGGAAGAGCAAACCAUUCUCGCUCACCUAGCACUUGCCGAACAGAACCGCUCCAUAGUUCAGCAUGACGGCCCUCACCAUAGCACCGCCCUUCCCCAGUUCACGCCAACACCCAUUGGUGGCUUCCCACAUACCCACAUGUCCCACUCAGCACAAGCUUUUGACCACGUUGACAACCGAGUCCUAACAGCAUGGUUCCAAGUCGAUCACCCCAAAUUUUUAGUCCGGAUCUUCGACCACUCUGGGAAAGAAGUAUCAGAGAAAGCUGCUAUCUUAGCGGAACGUAUUAGGGCCAACAUAUCCAUCAUCGCGAACUUUAUCCAUCAGGGCGCGCAAACUAUACGGGUAUCCCCACCACAACCACAAGGUGGUAAAGAUGCUAAAGAGCUCCCCCUCAGCUUCCUCGUCUACAACACAUCCCCAGAAACGAAAGACCUUAUCAUAUCCCAACGCAUAUGGUCCGCUGCUGAUAUCACCUUUGAAGCGCACCCAUUCAGCUGCUACCGUCCACCCGACCUCCUAUUCUGCCUUACCGGAUUCUCCACACCCGACACCGGUGUAAUCCAGAAAACAGUCGCAGAUGUAUGGGCUUUCGAAGACAAUCGAGCCCAGAUCAACGAUAUUCUGUCAAUGAGUGAGAUCCCAGAAGAAAGAGUCCACCUAGCCACGUGGGAACUCAUCAGAAACAUCCGGGUAGAACGUCUCGACUUCAAAAUUGCAGGAGGCCUACCAGUCCCUCGUUUCAACAUCCUUGCGCACAGCCCCACCUGCGAUGCAAAGGCUUGGACGGAACUGCGCUCCUUCCUCCGCAUCCUAGAAUAUCCAACUGGUCUAGACGGCUGCGGUACAGCAGUCGCCCUAUCACCCUGCCCCAUAUGCCACUCUAUAGCGCACCCACGAGGACUAUGUCCAUUCCCAUCUAUCGCCCAAUGGAAUGGCCCUAAGAUUGGGAACAAAUCCACUGGUCAACCUGCAAGAUCCGCUGGGAGUGGCCGAGGCAAAGGACGCCGCCACCAAACAUAG
Molecule: messenger RNA, 1440 nt
Organism: Suillus clintonianus
Lineage: Eukaryota; Fungi; Basidiomycota; Agaricomycetes; Boletales; Suillaceae
Exons: 1
Coding region: 1-1440 (479 amino acids)
Source: RefSeq, a predicted model, not a curated record